This is a messenger RNA of Xenia sp. Carnegie-2017, 988 nucleotides long. Its product is annotated as TNF receptor-associated factor 6-like. Gene Ontology annotation, biological process: positive regulation of JNK cascade; regulation of canonical NF-kappaB signal transduction; tumor necrosis factor-mediated signaling pathway. Gene Ontology annotation, molecular function: protein binding; zinc ion binding. Gene Ontology annotation, cellular component: plasma membrane signaling receptor complex. Lineage: Eukaryota; Metazoa; Cnidaria; Anthozoa; Malacalcyonacea; Xeniidae. The record is from RefSeq and is a predicted model, not a curated record. The transcript is spliced from 5 exons. Bases 44 to 988 code for a protein of 314 amino acids.
UUGCCAAAAAGUAAAGGUCACUUGCCCAAAUUGUAAGAAAAAGAUGCUUCGAGAAAAAUUGAAUUCUGGUCACGAGAAGGAAUGUCCGAAAGCAAACAUUUUUUGUGAAUAUCGAAAUAUUGGAUGCAAGUGGUCGGGUCAAAGACAUCAAGUGCAACACCAUCUAAACAGUGACAUGAAGGAGCAUUUAUCUAUGAUGAAUGUUGCCUUGGCUAGUUUAUUGUCUGCAAAUGGCCGCGAAAGGAAUCGACCAGCCUCUAGAACAGAAGCCAGUACGAGUGCUGGCGCGAGCAGCAGCAAUGCUGCAGAUACGGUCGAUAGAAACUUAGAGGAGUUCAACCGCCUUGUCAAAAGAAAUAACGAUCAAAUUAACGCGUUGAUGUUGAGAACUGAACAAAUUGAACCAUCUUUUCGAGAUCUUACCGCACGUGUUGACAGACAGCAUAGAGAAAAUGAAGCAGGUUUGACUAGUGUUAAGAACACGAUAGUUGAUUUGGAAGCACGGAUGUGUAAUGGCGUCUAUCUUUGGAGGAUCACGAACUACCCUCGCCAUCGGGAAAAUGCAAGAGAAAACGUUGUGACAGCUUUACACAGUCCUCCUUUUUACACCAGCUUCUAUGGAUACAAAUUGUGCUUGAGAAUCAACCCAAAUGGAGUAGAUACUGGCUAUGGUUCUCACGUGUCUUUGUUUGUUCACAUGAUGCAAACUGAGUGGGAUGAUACGCUUGAAUGGCCUUUCUCAGGACGAAUUUCUUUAUCCAUUCUCGACCAAAGCGAUGACGGUGAUUAUAAACGUCACAUAAGUGAGACAUUAGUCACAAGACCAAACCUACUAGCAUUUCAGCGACCAACAACGCCUCGCAAUCACAAGGGUUAUGGUUAUGUUGAGUUUGCUCAGGCCGAAACGCUACAAGACCGACAGUACCUAAAAAUGACUGUCUUUGAUUCGUGUCCAAGUAUUUCAAUAAUCAGUAUGUUGUAUUACUGA